CGGGCCCCCGCCUCCCGGAGCCCGGAGCUGCGGGAGCGGAGCCGGGGUUAGCGGCGCUGCUGGAAGAUGGCGAGCGGCUGGGACGCGCGGCCGCCCUGGCGGCCGGGGCGCCUCCCGCUUCUGCUGUGCCUGCUCCUGCUGCUGCUGCGGAACCCGGCCCGGGCAGCGCACAUCAAGAAGGCGGAGGCAACGACAACGACGACCAGCGCGGGCGCCGAGGCGGACGAGGGCCAGUUCGACCGCUACUACCACGAAGAGGAGCUGGGCUCGGAGCUGAGGGAGGCGGCGGCCGCGGGGCCCCCGGGCCUGGCGCGCCUCUUCAGCAUCGGCAACUCGGUGGAGGGCCGGCCUCUGUGGGUGCUGCGCCUCACCGCCGGCCUGGGGCCGCCGCCUCCUGACGGCGAAGCGGGGCCCGACGCGGCGGGGCCGCUCCUGCCGGGCCGGCCGCAGGUGAAGCUGGUGGGCAAUAUGCACGGCGACGAGACCGUGUCGCGCCAGGUGCUGAUCUACCUAGCCCGCGAGCUGGCGGCUGGCUACCGCCGCGGAGACCCGCGCAUCGUCCGCCUGCUCAACACCACCGACGUGUACGUGCUGCCCAGCCUCAACCCCGACGGCUUUGAGCGCGCCCACGAGGGCGACUGCGGCCUCAGCGACAGUGGCCCCCCCGGGGCCAGCGGUCGCGACAACAGUCGCGGUCGUGACCUCAACCGCAGCUUUCCCGACCAGUUCAGCACCGGCGAGCCCCCUGCCCUGGAUGAAGUGCCAGAGGUGCGCGCCCUCAUGGACUGGAUCCGCAGGAACAAGUUUGUGCUUUCUGGAAAUCUGCAUGGUGGCUCUGUGGUAGCAAGCUAUCCUUUUGAUGAUUCUCCAGAACAUAAGGCCACUGGAAUCUAUAGCAAAACCUCAGAUGAUGAAGUCUUUAAAUACUUGGCAAAAGCCUAUGCAUCAAACCAUCCCAUAAUGAAAACUGGUGCACCUCAUUGUCCAGGAGAUGAAGACGAAACUUUCAAAGAUGGGAUCACAAACGGCGCACACUGGUAUGACGUGGAAGGUGGCAUGCAAGAUUACAAUUAUGUAUGGGCCAACUGUUUUGAGAUCACAUUAGAACUGUCUUGUUGCAAGUACCCCCCUGCUUCACAGCUUCGACAAGAAUGGGAGAACAAUCGUGAGUCUUUGAUCACAUUGAUUGAAAAGGUCCACAUUGGAGUUAAAGGAUUUGUUAAAGAUUCAGUAACGGGAUCUGGCUUAGAGAACGCAACCAUCUCAGUGGCUGGUAUUAAUCAUAAUAUCACAACAGGCAGAUUUGGUGAUUUCCACAGAUUACUUGUUCCUGGAACUUACAACAUUACAGCAGUUUUAACUGGGUAUAUGCCACUGACUAUUAAUAACAUAAUAGUGAAAGAAGGACCAGCCACAAAGGUGAAUUUUUCCCUUCGGCCAACUGUGGCUUCAAUAAUCCCUGACACAACUGAGAUGGUAGUAACCGCUAGCACAGUUGCUCUGCUUAAUAAUCUUCCUGGAACCCAGUCCUUACACCAGCCAAUUCAGCCAAAGGACUUUCAUCACCACCAUUUCCCUGAUAUGGAAAUCUUCCUGAGAAGGUUUGCCAAUGAAUAUCCUAACAUCACCCGGCUUUAUUCUUUGGGAAAAUCAGUAGAGUCAAGAGAACUUUAUGUAAUGGAGAUAUCUGAUAACCCAGGUGUCCAUGAACCAGGUGAACCGGAAUUUAAGUACAUUGGAAAUAUGCAUGGAAAUGAAGUGGUUGGACGAGAACUGCUGUUGAACCUCAUUGAAUACCUUUGUAAGAACUUUGGAACAGACCCUGAAGUGACGGAUCUAGUUCUCAGCACUCGAAUUCACCUUAUGCCAUCCAUGAAUCCUGAUGGGUAUGAAAAGGCCCAGGAAGGAGAUUCCGUGAGUGUAAUUGGCAGAAACAACAGCAACAACUUUGACCUGAACCGAAAUUUCCCAGACCAGUUCUUUCAGAUCACAGAUCCUACCCAACCAGAAACUAUUGCUGUAAUGAGCUGGAUGAAGUCCUAUCCAUUUGUACUGUCAGCAAACCUGCAUGGAGGUUCUUUGGUAGUGAACUACCCUUUUGAUGAUGAUGAACAAGGGCUUGCCACAUACAGUAAAUCACCAGAUGAUGCUGUGUUUCAACAAAUAGCACUUUCUUAUUCAAAGGAAAAUGCCCAGAUGUUUCAAGGUAGACCCUGCAAGAAUAUGUACCCUAAUGAAUACUUUCCUCAUGGAAUAACAAAUGGAGCUAGUUGGUAUAACGUCCCAGGUGGUAUGCAGGACUGGAACUAUUUACAAACAAAUUGCUUUGAAGUGACUAUUGAGCUAGGUUGUGUGAAAUACCCAUUUGAGAAAGAUCUGCCAAAAUUUUGGGAACAGAAUCGAAGAUCUCUAAUCCAGUUUAUGAAACAGGUUCAUCAAGGUGUCAAAGGAUUUGUCCUAGAUGCCACGGACGGCAGGGGUAUAUUAAAUGCCACCAUUAGUGUUGCUGAAAUUAAUCACCCAGUGACUACUUACAAAACUGGAGAUUACUGGCGUCUCCUGGUUCCAGGAACUUAUAAGAUCACAGCAUCUGCUCGAGGGUAUAAUCCAGUUACCAAGAAUGUGACUGUAAAGAGUGAAGGUGCUAUUCAGGUCAACUUCACACUUGUUCGAUCGUCAGCAGAUUCAAACAAUGAAUCAAAGAAGGGAAAGGGGGACAGCACCAACACCGAUGAUGCCAGUGAUCCAACCACUAAAGAGUUUGAAACUUUAAUUAAAGACCUUUCAGCCGAGAAUGGUUUGGAAAGCCUCAUGUUACGGUCCUCCUCAAAUCUGGCUCUUUACCGAUACCACUCGUACAAAGACUUAUCAGAGUUUCUGAGAGGACUUGUGAUGAACUACCCACACAUCACAAAUCUCACCAAUUUGGGACAGAGUUCCGAAUAUCGUCACAUCUGGUCCCUUGAGAUCUCCAAUAAGCCCAACAUAUCUGAACCCGAAGAACCAAAGAUCCGUUUUGUUGCUGGUAUCCAUGGAAAUGCUCCAGUCGGAACUGAACUGCUUUUGGCUCUGGCGGAAUUUCUCUGCCUAAACUACAAAAAGAACCCAGCUGUUACUCAACUGGUUGACAGGACUAGAAUUGUGAUUGUCCCAUCUCUAAAUCCAGAUGGGCGAGAGAGGGCACAAGAGAAAGACUGUACUUCAAAAAGAGGACAGACAAAUGCUCAUGGCAAAGACUUGGAUACAGACUUCACAAAUAAUGCUUCCCAGCCUGAGACUAAAGCAAUCAUUGAAAAUUUGAUUCAAAAACAGGACUUCAGUCUUUCUGUUGCAUUAGAUGGUGGUUCAGUGCUGGUCACAUACCCGUAUGACAAACCAGUACAAACAGUGGAAAACAAAGAGACUCUGAAGCAUUUGGCAUCUCUUUAUGCAAAUAAUCAUCCAUCCAUGCACAUGGGUCAGCCCAGUUGCCCAAAUAAAUCAGAUGAGAAUAUCCCAGGAGGCGUAAUGCGUGGAGCAGAAUGGCACAGUCACCUGGGCAGCAUGAAGGAUUAUAGUGUCACCUAUGGCCACUGUCCGGAAAUCACAGUGUACACGAGCUGCUGCUACUUUCCCAGUGCAGCACAACUCCCUUCCUUGUGGGCAGAAAAUAAAAAAUCUCUUCUUAGCAUGUUGGUGGAGGUCCACAAGGGAGUUCAUGGUUUUGUUAAAGAUAAGACUGGAAAACCAAUUUCUAAAGCAGUCAUUGUACUCAAUGAAGGAAUAAAGGUACACACAAAAGAAGGGGGCUAUUUCCAUGUACUGUUAGCCCCAGGCGUCCAUAAUAUCAACGCCAUCGCUGAUGGGUAUCAGCAACAACAUUCACAGGUCUUUGUGCAUCAUGAUGCAGCUAGUUCUGUGGUAAUAGUCUUUGACACAGAUAACCGGAUAUUUGGUUUGCCAAGGGAGCUUGUGGUAACUGUAUCAGGUGCCACCAUGUCAGCGUUGAUCCUAACAGCUUGCAUUAUUUGGUGCAUCUGCUCAAUCAAGUCUAACAGACAUAAGGAUGGCUUUCAUCGGCUCAGGCAGCAUCAUGAUGAGUAUGAAGAUGAAAUUCGCAUGAUGUCAACAGGCUCCAAGAAGUCCCUCUUAAGCCACGAGUUCCAGGAUGAAACAGACACUGAAGAGGAAACCUUAUAUUCUAGCAAACAUUGAAACAGACCUCGCACAUCUCCCAGCAUAAGUACCCAGCAAAAUUACAGUUCCUUUUGGGAGACACUGCAUUCAGAAGAAAGACUCUCUUGCUUCUUCAAAGAGCUUUGGGAAGUUAACUUGCUAAAUUUGUAUUCUCUGUGAAUUUGGCUGGCGGUUUUGAACUUCCCCUCCUUUAAGUACUGUUACCUUAAAAAAAAAAAAAUCUGCUUUCUAUUUAUGCAGCAGAGAUGGGACAGCCACUUUGUUUUUCUUUUUAAUUUAAGAUGAGCUGUUUGGAGCUUACGUUAUAACUGCAUAAAGCCACUUGGAUCUUAUAUUUUGCACAUCAGGUGUUUACUAGUGGCUUUAGCUUUUUUAUUUUAAAUGGCCAAAAGAAUCCAGAAACAUUUAGGCAGGGACAGCAGUCAGAAUCUGACAUAAAGCUUUAAAAACUCAAGGUUUCUCAACCUACUGAGAAGUACUUUUCUCUAGUUAUUAAGCAGCUGGAGUUUCUCUUAUUAUUCAGGUUUAAUGGAGGCUGAAUUGAUUUUUAAAUAUAUAACAUUAGGAAAUGAAUACAUGGGCUUCCGCAUUUGGCUUUCUACUUGUUCCAAGGUUAGAUCAGAACUGGUGGGCAGUGCUCUAAGCGGGACUUCACUACCUCUCUUAUAAGGUUUGGCAAAGUUCUAAUACCCCCAUUUUACGGGAGAACUUGUUGACUUUGUUGUAAAAGAUCUAAAUGUCCAUUUGAAUAGAACUGAGAGGGAGAUCUACCAAAAGCUAAAACUCGUGCGGCAUAUCUUUUAACUUGGUAAAAUCCCACAGGUGCUGCUGCUUUUUAUCUGUGAAGCACUAGUUUAUUCUAGGAAUGCCUAAUUCUUUAAUAUUUCCUAAAUUUGAAACUUUUUCUGUGUUGUACACUUAUGGCUUUCAGAUGACCCGGCAAUGUACAAGAUCUGAAUUCUACUGAAAAUAUCUGGAAGUGUGGAAGAGACCUACUUGCACGUCCUUAACCUACAUUUGAACACAAAAUAACUACAGUUCAUGCUCCAGUUCAAGCCUACGGAUAUCCUACUGUUACUGAAAUAGCUUGGCCAGUCUUAUUCAUAUAGGUCUCUGCAAGUGAUUGGGUUCUUUGUCCUAAUGUUUCAUUUGGCAGUCUCUUUUUGAUCAACCAAUUUUGUUAAAAGUUCAAUUGAAAGCAUUUAAAUAUGGCUCCCUCCAUUAAAAGAAAAUGUAAACUGUGAAAAUGUAAACUGUGGAUUGCCGUGUGCUGUAACACUGUGGUGAGAAAGUAUCAUCUUCACUGCCAGUCAGGUUAUUGCAAAGACCUGAAAGAUUUGCAUUUUAUUGUGUCUGUCAUAUCAUGCUAUUCAAUGGAAUUGAUGCUUUUUUUAAGUAUGAGUCUUACCAAUGAUCUAAUGGUUUAAUACCUUUGAAUGUUUUUAGUGGCCAACUUGCUGCUGAGUUUGUACUAAAUCAGGGGAUCAAAAAACUUGCUCUCAUCUUUUCAAAUUGUAUUCUAUAUCCAUUAAUGUAUCAGUCAUCCCAAAGCCUUCCUCUGGAGUGGUUUACCACCCAUGUAGGUCAUUCCACGUUUUGUGAGGAAUGCACCCGAAGUGGCUUUAUAGAAAGAGAUUUGGCUAAGCAGGAAUAAUGAGGUCACGAUAUUUGUUAGUAUCUGCCAUAAAUUUGGGUGGUUCAAGGUUAAGCCAUUCUGGUAUUAAUCCUAUCAUUAACAACUCUAAAUUUUGAGCCCUUGCCACCCCAUUUUCACCUGACCACAUACACAGAACAGCUAAUGCUUCAUGAAAUAUAUGUGGUUUAACUUCUUCUAAUAAUACUUUACAUUUUCUUUAAGGGGAUGAUGUGGUGGCAUUGCUCUUUUGAGCUUUACUUUUAAGAGCGCAAAGUCAGAAAACCAACAAGGCCAGAAUGGCUGGCCCUGGUUGGGACAUUGCAGGUGGAAAUGAAACAAAGUUGAUAUGACAGCCUUUACUUUUUUAGCAUUGGUCUUCAGUAGAGGGUGCCUUUUAAAUUCAUUUCUCUUUUGAGUUAAACAUAUCUUUAACUGUACAUCACAGUGGCUGGAGUCCAUGCCUUUUAAGCAUGUAUAAAAAUUUUUUAGAAAUGAACAUACAAAUAGUUCUUUUAGUAAUUUUUCCUGAAAGUAAAACCAAAUUCUGCUAUAAAUCUUGAAUCUUUAAUGAAUUUCUAAAUAAUGCAUUGCUCUGGAAAAUAAGACCUUCUCAGCCUGUGUUACCUAUGAACAUGAAUGUAUAGGAUCAUGACUACUAAGAUUGUGUUCUCGGCCCUGCUUUGUUUUUUAUUUGUGGAUCUAAUCUUAGACCACAUUAACUGCUUAAGGCAUUGAAGCCAUAGGGGAUAGGGAAUGCAUUUCUUCAGUGUUUCUCCUAGAGACUUUCCAUUUCCCUGGAGUCAUGGAGGCAAGUAAGUAUCACAGUAUUAAGGAAUUUGCCCAAAUCUGAGUUGUGCCUUUCUUUCCUCACAAGGCAUGUUUUUGUCCUGGUGAUCAGUUUGUAAGCCUUCUUCCCUCCCAACUCCUUAAUAAAGGCAAAGUGAUUGAGUAGGUAAUGUUCAAAGUGUCUGCCUGUGUAAAUGUACUUGUUAAUGUACGGUUAAUGCAGUUCCAUAAGAUGAACUCAAGUUAAUUUCAGAAGGAGAGACCUUUUGGUUUUGCUGUAUUUCACUGAACACUUGCAUAGUGUUUGGGAUUCCAUCCAGUUGAGGAAUGCUUGCAAUUUUCAUUGGAGGGAAUUUGCUUUGGGACUUUGUCAUCCUCCAGAAAGGAAACGUAAUGUAUAUUCGGCCCAGUAUGAUUGAUUGGUUAAUCUUUGGUAACUUUCACCUGGACGGCAUUUGCUGAAUUAAUGAAUAUUGAACUUAAAACUAAUUAUGAGUUGACAAAUAAAUAAAAGGUAGUCGUAUGCCUCAGCUUAUUGUGUUUCUGAGCUAAUACCAGGUUACUCAGUAACCAUGACUUGCUCCCCUAUAUCCAUUUAUUCUCAAUAGUAAAUAGUUUUCUCGUCUUGUUGCCAGAAAUGCACUUGUGCUAGGUUUUGUCCCUGCUGUAUUAAAAGCUUCUUGGCUAUGAAUGCCGUAAUGGUGCCCUGCCUUAUGGUUCUCUGAUAGAAUUGUUUUCAACAAUAGCAACUUUAUUGUUACUACAAAAAAUUCGACCGUGGUUGAUGUUCAGUGAUUUUCUAUCUAGAAACUUUUUGGUAGCUCUUUGAGUUUCUGAUUUGUUUUAACUAAAGCAGACUCUUUGGGGGUGGUUAGGGCCCUUGAUUAAUGUCAACUAAACUUGGAUUUACCGUUCAUGAAGAAAUAUCUCCCAACACCCAUUUCUCCAAUUUUUAGCAUUGAUUAAUUAAUAUUCCAUUUGAUUUUCAGAAUAUUGUCCUAGUUGAUUUUGAUUAGACAGAACAUAUUAUGAAAUUGAAACUAGGCUACCAUCUUAAGGCAAUUGGAUAUAAAUUAUGCAAAUAUGUAUGAUUAUGACUUUUAUAAAUGGCGUAACAUGAGUGUACUGGCUACGCUGUAUGCUGGCCAUGCUGCAGAUUUUCGGAGGUAGGACAUAAUGGUAUUUUUUUUAUGCUCAGAGUAAAAAUCAACUUUUCGCCUCUUUGUUUUUCCAGAGUGACAUUCCCAGGCUCCAGAACAAUUCUAUAGCUAUUCAUAUGAGGUGCCCAACACUCAUUCAUCUCAAGUGCUUCAGUCUUGGUUUAUCUCAUGCACUGUGCCUUCAAAAUGAAAUUUUUAAAAGGGACUUUAAAUGAAGUUGAAUAGUAGUUUUAAAAAAGUCAAUCUGUGUAAUUUAUGUGAAAUCUAAUUGUAAUGAGGUCCUUUCUGUUUUUUAUAUGUAAACAGAUCUACUAAUCCUGUAUAAAGGUUAUUUUAUGA
Messenger RNA from Neofelis nebulosa (Clouded leopard), 8097 nucleotides. RefSeq names its product carboxypeptidase D (gene CPD). Gene Ontology annotation, molecular function: metallocarboxypeptidase activity; zinc ion binding. The record is from RefSeq and is a predicted model, not a curated record. Lineage: Eukaryota; Metazoa; Chordata; Mammalia; Carnivora; Felidae. Gene Ontology annotation, biological process: proteolysis. The transcript has 21 exons. The coding region runs from base 67 to 4194 and encodes 1375 amino acids.